Molecule: messenger RNA, 2061 nt
Organism: Cylindrotheca closterium
Lineage: Eukaryota; Bacillariophyta; Bacillariophyceae; Bacillariales; Bacillariaceae
Source: the annotation of a GenBank genome assembly
AUGUUUCGAAAGAAAAAAGACAGAAAGGGUGGCGAUGACGACCUUCCAGACGCACCAAACAUGAGUGAUGACGACGAUGCAAUGUGGUUCAAACCAAAGAGUUCUGCUACAGGCACCCCAGACAUGGCUCUUCCGGGCAUGGGCAUUCCACCGCCAGCGCCUCCCAGCGGUAUCAGAAUGAGCAUUUCGCCAAAUAUACCUAGUGCCCGAACGUCGCCAAGCACAUCCUCCUCGCGAAAGCGGUUCUCCGUGAAUGAUCUUGUAGCGGCCAUUAAUUACAAUGAUUGGGCUGCCGUUCUGAAGAUCCUCGAUCAAGACCCAAAGGUGGCUAGCAAAAAUGCUCAAGUGUCUUUGAAAGGACAAACGACUGAAAGUAAUCCACUUCACCUGGUGGUUAUUAAAGAUCCACCGUUGGAGGUGGUGGAAAAAAUGAUAAAAGCUUUCCCUGCAGGUGCAUCCAAUACUGAUCGCCAGGGUGAUCGGACUGCUCUGCACUGGGCAUGUAUUGCGAAUGCUUCCCCUGCCGUUCUUGAAGCUGUGACCCACGCCAAUACUGCGUCCUGCCGGCAUCAAGACAGGAAGUUUGGUAGAACACCGUUGCACUACCUUGCCAUUAUUGCCGAGGACGCUGAUCAGGUCCAUGUGCUGAUGGAGGUGGAACGGCGUGCUGCCAUGAUGAAGGAUUCCGCCCAAAAGACCCCGAUCGAAUUGGCAAAUGACAGCACCAAUCCUUCAAAAGUGGAAAUUGUAGCCGCAUUGCAGCGAAAGAGAUCAUCCGUGAGCGUAUUUGGUGCGCUUAAGAGCAGGACAAAAUUACGAGGGUCAAGUCCAGGAAAGUAUAAGAUGCGGUCUUCGAGUCCAGGAAAGUACUCUGGCAGCACAGAUGAAGCGCCCGCAAGUCCUGGAAAGUUCAAAAUGCGGUCUUCGAGUCUAGGAAAGUACUCCAGCAGUACCACAGAAGUGCCAAAAAGUCCUGGAAAGCACUCAUCUAGAGGAUCGACAAGAGCGAAGAGUCCAGGAAAGUACAGCGAAGGAGCGUCACGGGGAAGGAGAAGCACGGAUGGCGAGAAGGAGGGGUCAUCACGAGGAAGGAGAAGCACGGAUGCUGGUGAAAAGGAGGGAUCGUUGAGAGGAAGAAGAACCACUGGGCGAAGCAGUAAAAAUGACUCUCGUCGAGACUCGAAGAAGUACAGGGAAAGUCGCUCAGAUGGGGGUGUCUCAAAUGACACCAAGAUGGCGACUCAGUCCUUAGUAGUUUCCGAUUCGAGCGAAGAGUUCAUGGCACCAAGGUCCACUGCGGGCUUCAACCCAUCAAGGAGUGUCAGUCCAGCAACUACCAAUUCCCCUUCUCGAUCUCGUAGCCCGAUGCCAAUGCCAAACGUGAGUCCACCAAUUGUUCACGGAUCGCCAGUGCAAAUGGUCGAACCGUCCGCACCAGUUACCACCUCAAGUAUGGUAGAUCACACCGGCACUGUAGCUCCAGCCCCACCAACUACCUCUGCGAGUAUGGUAGAACGAACUAGCACUGCAAGUUCUCAAGGACGUCCAUCCAAUCAGAGCCUCUCGGCUGGAAUGGAUGGGGAAAUUCGAGCAUUGCGCGACGACUUGGAACGCAAGAAGCGUGCUGUCGAGACAAAGGAUAACGAGAUUGCGCAAAUGAAAAAUCAAAUUGAGGACAAUAAGGAAGAAGUGAAGGCGAUGCAUGAUCGAAUGCAGGGUGGUUCAAGUGCACCGCCUACGAACGAACGCAAAUUGUCCGAAAAGCGAGAGAAGGUGCAUCGGUUAAAGGAAAAGAUUGCCGAGCUUCAGGCAGAGCUGAGAAGGGCAGAAAAAGAUGUUAAGAGAUUAGAAAGCGCCGGUUCUGGCUCCGAGAACAUGAGUUCGGUUUACACUCAAGAUCAAAUACAAUCGAAAGAGGAGGAACAGAGCAGUUUGCAAUUUAUCAUGGAAGCCUUGGUCGAAGAAAAGAUGGCUGCACAACGUGACGUUGAGAAUGCUGACUCUGAACUAAAGUCCAUGGAAACGAUUCAGAUGCUGGCGCAGAAUGAUAACAUUGGUUAA